This is a messenger RNA of Ruditapes philippinarum (Manila clam), 1303 nucleotides long. RefSeq names its product myo-inositol 2-dehydrogenase-like. The coding region runs from base 91 to 1248 and encodes 385 amino acids. Gene Ontology annotation, cellular component: cytoplasm. The transcript is spliced from 9 exons. The record is from RefSeq and is a predicted model, not a curated record. NCBI's taxonomy places the organism in Eukaryota, Metazoa, Mollusca, Bivalvia, Venerida, Veneridae. Gene Ontology annotation, biological process: NADPH regeneration. Gene Ontology annotation, molecular function: nucleotide binding; oxidoreductase activity.
GACAUUACAGUGUAUAUAUGAAAUACAAAUAGUGAUCUGAUCGCGAUAUACUUAAAACGUUAGAGUAAUAACUUUUAUGUUGAUUCAGCCAUGUUUAGUAAACUAAGGCUCGGACUUUUGACCAGUAGACAGUGUACCAAGGUGCAUGAUGGAAUAUUAUCUCUGCCAGUUUUGAAUAAUGCAAAGAGGGAUAUACACACAGACAAUGGUGGUCGGGAAAUAAAGAAGAAAUACUCAGUAGGAUUAUUUGGAUGUGGACGAAUAGCAGGUGUGCAUCUGAAGAAUAUAUUACGCAAUCGUAGAUUGGAUCUAAAAUGGAUCGUGGAGCAGGACCGAGAUAGAUUACAAGAGGUAAAGGAACAGUUCGUGCUUGGAGACGAGAUACAGUUUUACAAGCCAUCCGACAGAGACCAAUUACUGUCUGAUAAAAGUCUAGAUGCUGUUAUUGUUGUGUCCCCUACAAAUACGCAUACAGAAUAUAUAUGUGAAAGCCUUAAAAAGGGUAAAUCAGUAUUCACGGAGAAGCCUGCCGGAGAGUCCGUGUCAGACAUUAGGAAAUGUUAUGAAACGGCGGAAGAAAACGGUCUAACCCUUGUUACUGGAUACACAAGACGUUUUGAUGCAGAAUUUUGUGACGUGAAAAAUGCUUUAGACAAUGGUAGUCUGGGGAAAUUACAAUGUAUAAAAACUACCACAAGAGAUUCGCCAAAACCAUCGUAUACAUUUCUUAAAUCAGCAGACAGUACCGGAUGUAAUAUUCUUGCCGAUCUCGGCGUCCAUGAUAUAGAUAUGAUAGUCUGGCUCACUAAAGCUAAGAAGCCGGAAUCCAUCUUCAUUAACUGCCAUGUACAUGAUGAUGAGCUUAAAGAUUGCGGAGAACCAGACUCGCUGGUGGGAAUGAUAAAAUACCCGGAUGGAACGCUGGUUACUAUGGAUGUGUUCAGAGAAAGUUGCUAUGGUUACGAUAUACGACUUGAGGCGUUUGGUACCAAAGGCAUGGCAUUGGCCGAGAAUCCACGAGAAAGUGCAACAGUAAUAGAUGGUGUAAGUGGAGGCAGAAGCAGACGAAUUUUUAACUCAUUCCCUCAAAGAUUUGAAGCGCCUUUUGAAGCUGAAUUAGAACAUUUUGUCGACUGUUUGGAUGGCAAAGCAGUUCCCCUUAUAACGAAGGACGAAAGUUUACAAGUAGCUGAAAUAAUCGAGAAGGGAGUGCAAUCAUAUAAAGAAAAGCGCCUUGUCAUGUUUUAAUGUAUCAACAAUAAACUUGUUAUUUUAUCAUAAAAUACAUUAUAAAUAUCUUUUA